GUCCUGCCUUCCCGCGCACGCAGUGCAGACGACAGGCAGGCAGGAGGCCCGGGAGGUCCUGGAGUCCAGGCUGAAGGUCUUGAAGAAGGAUCUGGAGGACUAUGAGGCAUUUAGUUCCACUGAAGAGAAGGAGAGCAAGGAGCUCCUGAAGCAGAUGGUAGCUGAGCGAGAGAAGGUAGGGGCGGAGUUUCAGGCGCUGCGGGCCUUCUUGGUGGAGCAGGAGGGCCAUCUCCUGGGCCGCCUGGAGGAGCUGUCCAGGGAGGUGACACAGAAGCAGAAUGAGAACCUGGCCCAGCUGGGUGGCGAGAUCGCCCAGCUCUCUAAGCUCAGCAGCCAGAUCCAGGAGACCGCGCGCAGGCCUGACCUCGACUUUCUCCAGGAAUUCAAAAACACACUAAACAGGUGCAGCAAUGUGCCUGGCCCCAAGCCAACCACAGUCUCUUCUGAGAUGAAGAAUAAAGUCUGGAAUGUUUCCCUCAAGACCUUUGUCUUAAAGGGGAUGCUCAAAAAGUUCAAAGAGGAUCUUCGGGGAGAGCUGGAGAAAGAGGAGAGAGUGGAGCUGACCUUGGACCCGGACACGGCCAACCCCCGCCUCAUCCUCUCUCUGGAUCUUAAGAGCGUGCGGCUGGGACAGCGGGCCCAAGACCUGCCCAGCCACCCGCGCCGCUUCGAUACCAACACGCGAGUCCUGGCGUCCUGUGGCUUCUCCUCGGGGCGGCACCACUGGGAGGUGGAGGUGGGCGCCAAGGACGGCUGGGCCUUCGGCGUGGCCCGCGAGAGCGUGCGCCGCAAGGGCCUCACCCCCUUCACCCCGGAGGAGGGCGUCUGGGCGCUGCAGCUCAACGGCGGGCAGUACUGGGCGGUGACCAGCCCCGACCGGACGCCCCUUAGCUGUGGGCACCUGUCCCGCGUGCGGGUGGCCCUGGACCUGGAGGUGGGGGCCGUGUCCUUCUACGCUGCGGAGGACAUGCGCCACCUCUACACCUUCCGCGUCAACUUCCAUGAGCGCGUGUUCCCCCUUUUCUCUGUCUGCUCCACCGGCACCUACUUGCGAAUCUGGCCUUGAGGGGCAUCGGCCCGCCUCCCAGACGGGAUGUCAGUCAAGGGUGAGCUCCUCCUUGUCCUGCUGCUUAUGGGAAGGGAUGUUGCUGUCCACGGGAGCCUCGGGGUCACUUUGGGUCUGCCCUCCACUCUCCUGCCCCAGGCUGCCUUAGAGGGGCUUCUGCAGACCACAACAUCCGAGGUAUGAGAAUGGGCAACUGGGGAAAAGGCUCAGUGAUCAACUGAGCAGAGGAAGAGAUGCCUAGGACCCUUGGGGCCUGUCCUCUGCCUGUUGUCCAGGGGCGUGUGCAUUUGGCUACAGUUGUGAGGAGGUACACACAGGUGAGGACAAGAGCCCAGCUCCUGACAGGUGCUUCCUAUCACUGGGGCUUACUGCCCAGACUCAGCAGGGCCUGGUGCUGAACAACACCACACCAGGUCCUGUGCUGUUCUCAGUUGCAAGGGGGUGGUUCACACCCAGCCAGCCAGGUUCAGUUCUGCUUUGCCUUCUUGUCAGGUGCGAGCCUUGCCUUCAGAGACCUGAAUCCAACUGGCCCGAUGAAGUCAUCUACUCAGGGAGGAGCACUGUACUUCCAGCUCAGAGGACAGCCUGGGCCAGAACUGGAAGGAGACCCUUGACCUGUACAUGAGGAAAAGUCCAGGACAACAGCAUGUAGGCACUGCUGCCCUUCAGCACUCCUUAACCCGAUGAUACAAAGUGACACAUGUGUCCUCAGCCACAGUGACAGCCAACACCUGUUUUCACAGAUGCCUAACCCCCUUUCAAGUGCCAAAGUACAGUCUCCCUUGGGUAAGGAGACCAGAAAUUCUGGAAUUUUGAAACACAAGACAGCACUUAUAAUUUUACAGAUGCAACUAACACCAGAAUGGAAAUGCACAGAGCACAAACAUGCCCCUGACAAAUCCUUUCUGGAACUUGCCAAAUGUAUGCCAACAGCAGAGGACCCUGGUGCCAAGGCCUGCUCAGCCUGUGCCCUGGACGGUGUGAUCCCCUUGGCUAAUUGUUCCCCAGCUUCAGUGUGGCUGGGAUUCUGGGAGGGGUGGUGGGCUGUCCCUUGCUUAGUGUUCCCCAGGGAUGGGGGGUGGGGAGAUGGAAAUACAGACUGUGAGCUCAUUUCUAGGGUGGUUUGGCUCAUUCUCGACUCCCCCAGGCUGAGUGCAAGAGCACAGGUGUGAGCAAGG
Molecule: messenger RNA, 2244 nt
Organism: Ceratotherium simum simum (southern white rhinoceros)
Lineage: Eukaryota; Metazoa; Chordata; Mammalia; Perissodactyla; Rhinocerotidae
Source: RefSeq, a predicted model, not a curated record